CCUUGUCGCGCAAGAAACGGCGCGGAAUUCAUGGGGAAUCAAGCAGGGUCGCCGCGCAAGAAGAAGGGUGAAAAAGGAGGGAUUCUAGUGCCUGGAGGGAGCGGCGAUGCAUGCCCAUCCAAGCUCGUGUCGGGCAUGUUCGACUUGCGUCUGAUCGGCCACCACGGCUUACCAAGUCAACCGAGUCGAAUUUGCUACGUGCCAAUGUUGGGCCUUCUCGUAGUCGCGACGGGGUACCAACAAUUGAAAGUGUACGGACACGACGGCCUGGAAAUAUACGUUCCAUGUCGCGAAGACCAAGGGCGUAGCACAGGAGUCUCGUCGUUCAGCGCCGGUGCAACCGCGACGUUUCUCGACUACACCAGCAGUGGCAAGGUCGUGCUCGUCAUGUCCGACAGCGCCGUCCAAGUCAUCGACCUCGCGCUGCUGCAGCAAUGCAAGGAUGUCGUGGUUGCAGCGCUACCAUCGAGCUGGACGACAAGUCGCAUCACAGCAGUGGAAACCAUUCGCCACCACAAAGACACACCAUUUUUCUACCUUGCGCUGGACGACGGAUCCGUCCAGGUCGUGCACGAAACCACCUGCCAUUUCGCGUCCUACGCCAUCUACCCGGGGGAUGUCGGCGUCGCCGGUUCCAAGGACCAAGCGGACGCUAUCUUUGUCAGCGCCAUGGCGUGCAGUCCCACCGAUCCGAACCAAUUGCUGUUGGCAUAUGAAGCUUCCGAUGUCGUGUAUGUGUGGGACGUUGCCAAGCAGCGCGUGCUGUUGAAAACACAGUCGAGUUUGAAUCCGAGUCCCGUGCGAAGUUUGGCAUGGCAUGCUAGUGGAAAGCGCUUUGCCGCGAUCUUUGCGUCCGGGGCGAUCGGUGUGUCUCGCUCGGACAAGCAACAGCAAGCUGUGUACACGGUCGACACAUUCCUUCCACCUGGGCAUGCCUCCGCGGCCUCUAGUCGCGUCGCGCAGUCUCUUUCCAACGCGAGUGUUGUGCACCAGCGCAUUUUCUGGCUCACGACCCACGCGGCGUCGCCAGGCGCGUUGAUCGUGUCGUCCUGGAACAGUCUCACGAUCUCGUAUCCAGCACGGGAUGCGCAAAAAGGCCCAAAGGAGGCGCUGUCGGAGCUCUCGACCCCAUCGAAGCAUGGCUCGUUUCCGUGGCAAACGACGGUGCUCCCCACGCAAAACAACUCGUCCGCCAUGGACUUUGCGAUCGCGUCGGCCGUCGUUCCAGCCGCGUCGUCGAGCGCGCCGUUCACGGCGAUUGUGCUGGCGGGCAACCCCCUCGACGGUGUCAAGCCGUCCUUGGCCAUGCACAUGCUCCCGUGUUUGUUGGCCCAGCCCCACACGCCGAAAGAAGAAUGGAUCUGGAUACCGUCGCCGCCAGUGUCGUCCCCGAUCUCGCCGACCUCCCAUCACCUUCAAAGUUGCGACGUUCUCGCCAUGCACGUGCUGGACCUGCGCACGGCGGACAACGGGGCAUUCCGCGACGAUCUGUUUUCGUCGCAACCGAUCCUGCACGAUGACGAGCAAGCGAGUAGUUCGUCUGAAGAAGGACGCGCGGGCAUUCCCGUCGCCACUUGGACAAAACCGUUGACGGGCGGCGCCACGACCAUCGAGUACCCAUCGCUGCCUCGACUGCUCUUGUCGUCGAGCACGGACGUCGAUGACGACAGCGCGACAGACAGCAUCAAAGAACGCCACACAAAACGAGCGUGCUGGAUCGUGACGGCGCAUGCCGACAGCCGUGUGAAAAUUUGGGAAUCGCUGCCGCCGGCCCAUGGCGCCAGUCGCGGCCAGCUCAACCUGCUCCACGUGCUGCAUGUAAAGUCUGUGCUGCAGGACUCGAUUUCGCAAGUGUCGUUUUCACCGACGAGUCGGCUCUUGGUGGUCGGGACAUUGACCGGCAACGUUGCGUUCUUCACGUACACGAGUGGCGCGGGCUUUACCUUUGUCUUUUCGCUGCAUGUGCAUUCCAGCGCGAUCGAGCGCAUCGCCAUGACUCGUACGUGCAUGGAUGUCGCGCUCAGCGAUGCUUGCGGCGUUGUCUCGAUCGUCCACGUCGCGUCGCAGACGUACAAGUUGGUCAUUUUCGACCUGGCGCUCGACGACGAGUCGAAUCCUGGGUCGGUGGAUUCGCUCUUGCUCCAUGGAUCGUCGCUCUUUGUCGGGCGCGGCAAUGGCCGCGUCCAAGUGUACGACGUACCGACCGCGGCGCUGCUGCUCACGUGCAGGACGGACGAAUCGGCCAACGGCUCCGGGGGAGUGUCGUCGAUGCUCUUGAUGGACGAAACCGGGCGCGGAGACGUGUCUGUGGAAGCGCUGACCGAGUCCAGUCUGCAUGCGGGUGGAGGCGAUUCGAGCGCCGCGCCGUCGUUGUCUGUAGACGCUGCGACCCAGGCGCUUGUCGACAACCUCGUCGGUGCAUUUCCGUCGCCGUCCAUCCCGUACGACGAGUCUAGGUGCAUCACGGUGUGCGUCGACGCCGGCCCGUUGGGCAUCUUCCUCGUCGACGAUGUCGCCGACCGCGCUGUGUUGAAGGAGUUUGUCGAGGACAACGCGAAUGCCCAGCUGCAGCAAGGGAUGGGCAUCGUGCCGGGAAGCACCCUCGUCCGAAUCAACGGCGUCGAUGUCGGUCGGCUGAAAAAAGCGGACGUUGUGGCUGUCGUCGGGUCGUUGGCCAGCGUGGCGAAGCAGCUCACGUACCACCUGCCCGUCGACCCGGCGGAAACGCGGUCGCCGUACCUUGUCUGUGCGCGGGGCCGGUCGAUCCAGGUGUAUCACGCUCCAGUGCCGCCGGCAUGCAUGCCGACCGACCCAGACGAUGCAGCCAAGAACGAAGUGGUGGUUCGCGUUGAUGCUGCCGUCGAGUUGCGGGCCGCCGUCGCGACCAUGGCAAUCACUGCGAUCCCUGUCGAAGGACGGAUGGAGCACGCGCUCGUGGCGCUCGACCAAACCGGGUGCGUGUACGUGCUGGCGCUGCCAAGUUUGGUCUGGAUUUGGAGCGCUUCGUGUCCAUCCGAUGUACUGGCGGGGUAUGCUUUUGACCACACGCAUGUCCACAUCAAUGCGUCCGGGACAAUCGUUCUCGGCACGGACUUUGGCGACGUUGCCGAGUACUCGAUCUUCCACCCAGACAUGCUAGCCGACGUCACGAUGCUGCAGUGGGCCUCGACCAACACGCAGGUUGUGGCGCCGCAGAUCCCGCUCCAAGGGAACGAACGAAACGAACGUGUGGUGGAGAAGAAAGGGUCUGGCUUCUUGAAGCUGUUUGCUGCGAAGGAGGUCGACCUGAACACGGUGUUUGUCGUGCCAUCCUUCUACCAAGACCAGCGCAAGCAACUCGUCGGCGACCGCCACCAACUACCACCGGCCGCGACGACGCAAUCCAACCUCCGCGGCACCAUGGAUGCCCUCCAACAAGCGUCGCAGAACUUGCAACUGCGAGGGGAAAAGCUCUCGGGCCUCGAAGAAAAGACGGAGCGGUUGAAAACCCGCGCCGACGAAUUCUACAACACGAUGAAAGCGUUCAACGAAAAGGAAGCCAAGAAGAAGUGGUAUCAGCUCUAGUCGUGGCAGGUAUUCAUGCGAGCUGUGACUGGUGGGGACGCAUUGGAUGGAGGCUGUGUUGUGCCACAACGUUGAUGACGGUCCUGCACACACGUUGUCAAUGCCACCACGUGUGACGAAGGAAUCGAUCCCUAAGCGCUUUGACGCAAAUGCCACGGGAGUAAUUGUGCAUUUACGUCCAUUCGCG
Messenger RNA from Aphanomyces invadans, 3751 nucleotides. RefSeq lists its product as hypothetical. The record is from RefSeq and is a predicted model, not a curated record. The transcript has 9 exons. Gene Ontology annotation, cellular component: cytoplasm; plasma membrane. Gene Ontology annotation, molecular function: myosin II binding; syntaxin binding; GTPase activator activity. NCBI's taxonomy places the organism in Eukaryota, Oomycota, Saprolegniomycetes, Saprolegniales, Verrucalvaceae. Bases 31 to 3564 code for a protein of 1177 amino acids. Gene Ontology annotation, biological process: regulation of exocytosis.